AGGAACAACCUUGCUCUUCGCAGGCAACAGGUCGGACCACUUCUAGUCGAGCAUGCACUUACACUUGUUCUUCGAUAUUCGCAUAAAUGCAGCCGGAGAGUAGAAGACCCAUUGGCUAUCAUUAGUUAGUAGCCUGUUUGGAACUAAUAUCUUCUCGAUCUCGACGUCAACGUGAAUAGCUCAUUCCAUGAUAUCGAUUACAGACAGUUCGGCCCUGGCGGAUUGUUCCGAGAAAAAGACUCUGACAAGUGGCCAACCUAUUGCGAAGUCCUCAUCGUCGGGGCUUUCUGCGUCGCUCCGCUCUUGCUCGCAAUCGAAGCUAGUGGAUCUCUCCGCGACUGCCGUUCCGAAAGCGGCCAACCUCCCCUCCUCGCACCUCCAUCGGCAUCUGACCAACGGCGGCAACGAGGCUGCUGCAGCACUAGAAGAAGUUGAAGUGUCUUUGACAUCAGAGAAACUACCUGGCAUCCCUUGCAGCGUUGUUCUAGAGCGCAGCACUUCGGCACAGACGACUUCCGAGAACUCGAUCUCGACUGUGGUCCCUCCUGCAGCGCCCUUGGAUUGCUCAUCUGCGCCGUCGCCUACUACACCAAGCGCCUCUAGAGAACCGAGCUGCACAUCUUCGACCGACGGAGUCGCAAGCAUGGUAGUUCCCACGACCAGCGAACCGGCUGCAAACGCCGCUUCAAGCAUGCGACCCCCCAUGUUAAGCGGCAAUGCGUCCAAUAAUCCUUUCCUGACCCAGAAGACUGACAUGCUGCCUCCCGCUCUUGGUGGUAGUUCCCCGUGCGACAUUACGUUCGGCCACGGCGGUGCCUGCUCGGCGUCUUCUUCCAAGGGAGAAGGAGAAGCAGGGGUGCCCGGCUCAGCCUCAGCGGACGAGGGCCAAUCCAUAGGUGGCGCACAGGAGGCUAAAAAUGUUGAUGAUAAUGCAACGGCGAAGCUGAAGCGAGACGGAAUAGAGCUGCCGCUGUUGCCAGGAGAAGUAGAGACGAAUGCCGCAAUAAAUGGAGCCUGCUCCUCCACCUCGUCGGCUGCACUCGAUUUCCUCCCGACUGUGCCGUCCCCUCGCGACGCUGCGGGAGAUGCUGCGCAAGAUACGCCACAACUCUGGUAUGAAAGCGUCCCGACGCACAAUCUGGUGUUCGCUCGCGUCGUAUCAACGCAAAGCCCCAUGGACCCGGAGUGCACAAAGCUAGUUCUGCAUGACCUGCUGGAAGAGCCCAACGUGAAUGGUGAGUACGAAACCGGUGGAAAAAUAUACUACCUCGACUAUGCGCAACUGAACGACGCGAAGUUGCGACUGAGGGAGCUUAUGCGGUAUCACCAAACGACAGCGAUGAGUUUGAAAAAUGUUCACUAUCAUCGGAGAAAACUUUCUCGUCUUCGCAGUGCCAGUUUCACUGCUGGAGGAGGCAAGGUAAUUAUGCACUCGUCGCGCAGGUUGUCGUGCGAGGAAAAGGGAGAAAAGGAAAACAGCUCAUGUUGAGCAGGACAUGCAGAUGCAUUGCAGUCGUGGAUUUUCAUCUUCAUGCAUGUGGCAACGCGAUGAAGACAGCUCGAGGUCUUUGCAGGUUCUGCCUGGUCUACAACUGUUUGUUGGUAUUUAAUGUUCAUGAACUACGUAGACUUACACUCCCGGUGGGGCUGUGCGCUGCUUUACUUGUCAAUAGCUUCCCUGCAAAAGGAACGGGAAAAUCUUUCUACAAGCAGGGAAUGAAAAAGGGCAGCGCCUUUCCCUACUUUUCAGGCGGCGCGGGUGGAACAAGCUCAGGAACAACUGCAGAGGGAGAGGUGCACACCGACGGCGAGGACGAGAAGAAGUUCUACAAUACUUUCGGAUUCUGGGAGAACAGUGAAACAAACGAGAUCGACUUGGAAGCUGACAUCUGGAUGGUCGAUAUAUCCUGUGGGCAAAACUCCAGACAAAUCAGAUUUUUCAUCAAUGACUUUGGAAAUCCGGUGUUGGCGUGUCGUUCAGAAAAAUAAAUACAACUACAUCAUCUAUAUCUACUUUGAUUCUUGACAUAACCUAUGAAGGCCGCAAAAUUAAGCUGAUUUGACUUGGAAAUUUGCUUGGAUAUUGGACAAGAGAGGUAUUACGCUGGACUUGGUAGGGAAAAUCAAUGCUUCCGUUUUUUGGCUCCUACUUCUACUUUCUUGGCUUGAAACGAAGAUGAAAGAAGCAACUACUUCACUCCCUUCAUCACGACAAUUAUGUCGUUGAGUUGACCAAUAAAUCAAAACCACAGGAUCCCAGCCCAUUGAUUUUUCCGGAAAAGCUCUGUCUUCCUAUGGAAAACGUGACCAAGAUACUACGUUUCGCCGGCGAGUAUCAUCCGGGAAUGUGUCGGGGUCUCGAAAUUUGAAUUUCACAUACAACAAACUAGUAUGGUGCAUGUCAUGGUAAGCAGCCCAGUAUCACAGAUAUCCUUGCGGUUGGCCCUUGAAUCCGCAACGCGGAUAAAAAAAAGUCACUCGACUCGCAUAUCACAACACCAGCGCCAAUCGUCCGAAUUAUCCAUGUUUGACUGAGUUGAGGAGCGUAGACGUUGGACGAGGUCGGCAUUGAUUUUAUUCCUGACCCCAAGAUCUUUCCCACCGAUAGCGAACAAGCGUACGGUUGGAGGCCGGGCUGUACGGACAAAGUUUCCCUGCAAAACAUCACGCCAAGACUUCUGCACGAUGUGAGGCGAGGCGAUCUAAUCACUUCAAGCAGAAGUGAUUUUCAAUUGCCAACAAUCUCGCUUCCGCUUGACGCUGACCCUUCCAGCGAGCAACAGGACAACAUGAAAAACAAAGAACCGUCGCCGGUGAUAUGGCGGCUGCUCUGCGAAGGGACAAGUCCCGAAAAAUCCUGCGCCGCAUUGUUCAGAAAAGCGCUGGAGCUAGAAGGUAAGGAAGACAACGAGGCUGUUGCAGCUCCAGCUGAUACAACAAAUGCUCAUACCCAUACGUUGUAUACCACGGCAGAGAAGGACGAGCCGCCCCUAAGUAAUAUGCAAGAGAAACGCAAGAGCUGCGAUGAUCGGUACGACCAUAUUAAGGACCGCGAUCGGCGAGAUCAGAGGGACCGGAAUCGGCAAGAUAAAGAUUACAACAAAGACCGCGACCGCCAAGACCACCGCGAUCACCAAGUAGGGCACCAUGACGACCGCGAUCGGCACGACCAUAGCGACCGCGAGCGGCAAGAUGACCGCAACAACCGCGACCGGCAAAACUAUAGAGACCGUGCUGACCACCGAGAAGACCACAACAAGGACCGGCGCGAAGAUCGGCAAGACAACAAAGAGCGCGAUCGGCAAAACAAAGACCGCGACCGGGAGGGCCACAAGGACCGCGAUCGGCAAGACAAAGACCGCGACAGAGACGACCACAAGGAUCGCGAUCGGUACGACAAGGAUCGUGAUCGGUACGACAAGGAUCGCGAUCGGUACGACAAGGAUCGCGAUCGACCAGACAAAGACAACGACAAGAAAAGGGACCCAGACCGCGAAGCAGAAAGGAGCAGGGCACGAGAGCGCGAGCAACGUACUUAUCACACUCCAAUGAGUUGUUUGUAUUCAGAUUCACUUACAUACAGUUACUACAAAGCAUUUAUGCGUUAUAACACUCUCGUCAUCUUUAAUUUUUCCUUCGGGAUCGUCGCUCAUGCCCUCUUCAUCCAGAAACUUUAUGAUCGCAUCAGACACACAGGAAUAGUGUUCCUCGUCUGUCUAGUCCGAAUCUGCAAAAUGCACAAAUGCAGGUAGCGCUCACCGCGAGCGACGGGAACUAGAGCGGCCCCCGCCUCGACACCGGCGGGAACCCAGUAAAAUUCCGGAUCGGGGCCCGCGAAAGCCGGGGCCAUCCAAGGUUCGUGACAUUCCCCGCAAAGCAGAAACCACAACUCACGAACCCGAUGUUGGCAGCGAGGUGGAAAACGGUAAACCGAAGGCGCAAGAGCUUUCAGUUUUGGUGGCUGCCAUUAUGGGUAGGGCGGACCUUUCAGAGACGGACAAACUUACAAUGCUUGACGGGGUUAUUGCCAAACACAAUGUCAUCAAGGAGAAAGUGGAGGGUAGCAAAACGGAUGAUGUUGGCGGAGGAGGCUCGAGUGGCAAUGCAAGCAAUUUCAAUGCAGAUGCACCGCCUUCGUCUACUGAAAAUAAAGAAAAAGAUCGAUCUGGCACGGCAGGCUCUACUUCAAAGCCGGACAAAGCUCCUCGUGAGGCGGACCGGAGCUCGCGGGAGCGCCGGCGAGGCGACCGCAACGGCUAUGCAGCUGCUCCUCAAACAGAUAGGUACUAUGACGGCUUGUCUCGCGACCAUAAGGAUAAGCGGCGAAAUCCGAGGUCCCCAUCUAAGCGCCCAGAAAGGUAUGAAGACGGAGGCGCGCGACCGCGUGGCGGAACUAGCCUGAACACUCACGACGACGAUAAGCCUCUAGAGCGGCCUGGGUAUGUUCCGCAUGCUCGACAGUACAAUGACCCAUCCUCUCUGAAGGGAGGCGGGAAGUCGUCGAAGGGAAAGGCCCAGUAUGCGGAGCACCCCAUGAGUGUUUCGAAUCGUCAACAAGCUUUUCACCAUCACCAAGAUCUCUUGGCAACCAGGAAAGAGACCACAGCCGGUGAUGUUACCGGGGGUGCGGCCUCAGCUAAGAGCACGAGUGUUGUUGACAACGCCAGCAGCCGUGGGGACAGGGGUCGUGAAGACAGAGGCAGGAGCCCCCUCAGGCUGCACCAAAGCGGGCGUGAAGACGCGGGCAGCAGUAGAGACGCAGCCGCGAACUACGGGGAUGCCAGGCGAGACCGCCAUGAUAAGAAAGACGCUUCUCUCGAACGGGUCCGCGACCUGACCUAUACCCGAGGCGGCCCAGCGCGACGGCGCCGCUCUCCGUCGAAGCGGCCUGUUUUUUCUAGCGACCAUAUCGAGCGCCCUAUCAUGUGGAAAAACGUGGCAGGACUCGGUCGUGAUUAUACACAUUGAAAUAAUAAACGCACCAUUUUUACUAGGGGGACGGACGGCGCAAGGAGAAGCGGAUGCUCCUUGCCCCGUCGGCACCAAAUAUCGCUGCUCUUGCUGUGGUCUGGAACUCGUGACUCUCAUGGACCUGUUGGAAUCUUGUGCGACGCGUGAGCGUCUUCAGCACCCGAUAUUAGAAACGUAGACGUACUCUGAAAAAAUAUCGACUCUUUUACGCAGACACAAGUAAACGGAGCAAUGUUGUGCAAAAGUGUCUUUUCAUGUUUUGUAUUUCUUCUUCUUCUAUAUUCGCGAUCGCGUUCGAAUAUUAGCUAAAUGAAAAUGGGCCGAGCUAUUACGUUUUUCGAGAUGAUAGAGCCACAGCUUGGCGGUACUGAUCGGCAUCCAGCAGCGGAAUCGGCCUACUAUAAGCUGCAAUCGGAAAACCGCAAACAGCGGCUGCGGCUCGCCGAGGAAAAAGAAAACGCGCCGGACUACGAUAGAGCAAAGAUCUGCGACCCGGAGACGGUGCUCGUUGGGCGCGUGUCAGACCAUUUAACACCAGACGGGGACCAUACGGUAGUCCAUCAGGCGAUUGCUCCGACAGCAGAGGACCCGGACGAAGAGGACGAGACGGGAAGGGCCCGCCGCGGCGGAGCCCGCGACCGAGCGCCGCGCAAAAAGAACUACUUGGAGGCCUUCGAUGAAACCCAGGAUGCCUUUUCCAAGGAGCGCAUGAUCUUCGUAGAAAACACAGCCCUGGCGAAGUACGAAUUGAAGGCGGGGGACAUUCUGGCGGUCAAUAUUUUUCACAAUGGCGAGGGCUGGCAACUGGCGGACUCGAAAAAGCCCAUUUGGAGAAUCGGCUGGAGCACCCGAGAAGCGGUACUUUUCAUGAUGCAUAUGCAUUUCAGAUCAGCUUGGCUUUACGCAUUCUGCCAGUACAACUUACGUUCUUGCCCCUGGUAACGUCGCUGCUUGCUCGUCCAGAUGCCGGUAUUGCUGGUGCGGAUCAUGAUGCCGUUGCUUGGGUAUCAAUGCAACAGCAAAAAGCGCCGCUCCUACAAAAGGCACGAAAAGCACGUUUGCGCUUGUUCAGGCUGCUUAGCCAUGGAGGGUUUUGUUUUUCUGUUUUUCAAGUUGGUAUUGAGCAAGCUUGGCUUGCCACUGUGUUAGUACCAGUGCAGCUGACGCCUGCUGCAGGUUGGGCAACGCAAGAGUGCUCAUCGGACGACGUCGGGGUCAGAAUAAAGAGAAAGUUCAAGUUGUGUGUUAUUAGCCAAUACCGGGGGGGGGGGAAAUAGCGUCUCUUUUCACAGCUGGAACCACAGCAAGCUUGUGCUUCGGUGGACGACGACUGCAAUUUCGACUUUUUAAGUACUUUUUCUUAUCGAGUUCGAGCAGCGGCAGCUCCAGCCGCAGCGUUUCCAGACACUUGGCCCGUGGGUUCUUGCAACAAGAAACGUUGAAUGAAAAUGCUUGGCCAUACGAAUUUGGGCCCCUUCACCAAAGCUGACUGCGCUACACUAACACUCAAUGACACAACUACAACUCACUCCAGGAAAAAUGGGAAGGGCGCGGCAGGAUUCCGCGUUUCGGCGACUUUGUCGGACACGUCUACAAGAAAAGCAAGACGCAGGCGUGCUUCGUGUUUUCCAAGAAAUGUGUCGCGAUGACUAACGAGGAUUAUGUCACAGAAAACAUAUACAACUACUUCGAGUCAAUUCAAAUUCUUUCACUGGUUUUGCAUGGUGGCUUGCAUCACCUUCCUUUGCGAAAGCGGAUACAGAAGACCAUAGAGUUGAUCUUCAUGCGUACAGAAAAAGUAAGUUGACUCGGAGUAGUUUUGCGUCAAUAGAGGCCCUUUUGUGUCGAAGGAUGACGUCGGAACUACUGGCAUUCGGGUAGCAGACGAACUGGCCUUCUGUGUGGACGAAGACGCAAGCCUGAUGCGCAAUGGUAUUAGCACCCCUUUCUGGAUUCGUUGCCGGGAGAAGGGCGAGGUUCCUCUGAAUGUAUCACAUGCAAAUGUGUUCGGGUGUGGAAGAAUAACGUUCUGGGGACUGUUAAGAUCGAGAUGCUUUUCUCGUCCUCCGGCUGACAUAUUUAUUACCUAUUCGGCCUGACUGGAGGUCUUGCUCUGGUUCUGACGCAAUGGGUCUACUUUUUCGUCAUGCAAACACGCGACUUGCCUUCAAUUCAUGCGCAAGCGCAAUGCGCACAAAAAAGAAUACGGCGCGCAUGGCUGUGGCUCCAGGCCACCGACGUCUGUUUGCCGACGUUCUCAGUUGUUCAACAUUUCCUAACAUGUUUGCGGGUGCAUAGACGGAAAGAAACAACUACGACCUCAUAGCAGAGGGUCGGGGCGUGCGCAUCACGGACGAUCUCGGAGCAAGAGCCAUCGAGCAAUACGAACGGGAACGAGGUGGCGGUCGGGCGGAACGGGAACGAGAACGCGAGCGGGGGUUCGGCGCCGAAAGAAGCUCGCGUGACCACGUCAAUAUGAAGAGGCCAGCGGCAGGCAUCCCGAUCGAACGACCGGACAAGUCGAAGCAGGGACUGAAGACCCCGUACUCAUAUAAUUUGAUUCUUCAAAAAAAGACCUAAACUAAAAUUUCUUCGGGUUCCUCAAUAAAGUAUGUAGCACUAAAAUCGCUACACUUACUACACAGAAAGGACGAGGUUCUACUUGUGCAUAAUUCACAUAAAGUCUUAAAGUCGAGGAAGUGCAAAAAAAGUGGCUUCUUCUUCAUACAUCUGAUUCCAUUGUGAAGACAAAGCACAACAAGAACAAGCACAGGUCGGGUAUGGAAAAAAACGACGGGUAUUGGCGAGCGGCGAGCACGGAGCGUCCCUCCUGGCUGGAGACGGCGGACUGGCUGUUGUUAGGAGAUCCGAAAGGGAUCCAGGACGGGACUUCUUCCGCGAAAACCCCGGGCGUGUUCGAAGGUCAGGUGAACCGCGUCCUGAACUGGUCCAACAACGGCUUCCUCCGAGUCACGAAAGGCCCCAAGACCGAAAACCUAGAAGACGUCUUCAUUCACGAUCGGGUCUUGCGACCGACCGGGUUGAAGGAGGGUGACUGGGUCCGGUUCAACUUGACCAAGAACCGCCGCGGCGAUCGGUUUUGUGCUAUUCCCCUGUGGGUGCCUCGGUUCCAAUACCGCACGCCACCAGCUUCAAAACCUGAAAGCCGUCUGACCUACGAUGACCGCGACUACUGCCAUCCUAAAGAUGGAGCUAGCAGGGCCCCAUAUGAAAUGCAAAUAUGUCUGGGUCUGGAAGGUUGGAACUUGUAAUGCUGCCUUUGGAUGCUGCAAAAAGAAAAACAAAAAUCUGUAUUGCGUGAGGAGCCAGAGGAGCGCAGUUCUUGCUAGUACGCGGAGGGGUAUUAUAAAUAUAUAGGUAUUUCUCAUGCGGUAUAGGCAUCAGGAACCCCUCACAAAACCUGUGAUGCUAGGGCAACAUGCAUCACGGACGUCAUGCAUCAUGCAAGAUGUGCAUGAGAAAUCUUGCAAUCUUCCAGAUGACUCAGACAUAUCUGCAUUUGAUACCCGAGGCGGCAGAGACAAAGACGAGUACAAAGGCAGAAAAUUCGAGACUUUUGACUACGACACCCGGGAUCUUCAGAAGUACGGUGACACGGGCCGCCAUGAGGCGAAGCGCCAACGCAGAUGAAGAAAAGCUGCAUCCGACGCGUGAAGACUUUUUCAAUUCAAUUUUCAAAAAUUGCAGCACCUUGUUCGUUCCGAACUCCAUAUCGCGCUUCUACUGUGACAAUUACUACUUCUUUAAGUUUCUUUUUCAAUCAGGUUUACACUUAGUACUAGUACAGUUGAUGACGUUGACUCGUUGAGCUUUUGUGUAUAUAAAAAUCGUAUGUGGUGUAGCCGCAUGUGCAUACCCUUUGCCGGACCACCAGAGGUGGAGAAAAUCAAAAACUGCAGUAGAAGGCACAUGAACGGGUCUGCUCCCCUCGUCUGUGACGCACAGCACCAGCACGCAAGGUGCUACAUGCUAAGUCGACUGUCCUCGCGAAAGCUUUAUUGGAUUGAAGAAGCUAGAACAAGGUAGUUCAGAGCCAAUUUUUUGUUUUUGUUGAAGUGAACUACAACUUUGCCGACGAGAACUACGGGAACGGAAGUUGAUAUAUAGUUUCUACUUUCGACACCACGAAUUCAGGAGCCAAAGAAGUGCGCUGAACAUUCUCGCAAGUAGCUGUGCUACAGGCCUUUUCUGGGCAGCGCACUUGAUAAAGUACUGUUGAAAAAAUGUAAGUAUUGGUUGCACAACACCAGGAGGAGAGUCGUGAUGCAUCCCACUGUGUACCAAGGUUUGCUUUUCACACUAGGGAAGAUCUUGGAUAGUACUGGAACCAAGAGUGUCCUUCGGUGCUACUUUGUCGAUUUUUUAGAAGAUGAAAGAAAGUUGCGUCUUUAUUUUCGUCCUCCUUGAUGAUCAGAAGCAGAACCGAUACCGGACGAGAAAUUGAAACUUCGAGCUAGCACGAGCGUGUGUCUACUGUUUGAGUUGGGUGUGUAUGUGUAAGAAGUACAGUUGCACAAAAAAUAAA
Messenger RNA from Amoebophrya sp. A120, 9517 nucleotides. The record is from the annotation of a GenBank genome assembly. Lineage: Eukaryota; Dinophyceae; Syndiniales; Amoebophryaceae.